AUAAUCAUAUUUAGGAAUUGCCAACGUGUCACGGCUGUCGAUUCAUUGAAACGGGAACGGCAGCCUAUCCCAGCGCAACGAUUCGUUACUUCCCCUUUGUCACCGGCUACUUGCAAUGCAAAAAAACAAAACCCCUCGUGGUUACCAAGGCUCUCUCAGUGCCCGGGUGUCCUCUCGUGCUGCCAGCAUGAUGCCAAUGAGGUUCAAGGACUCUUUCUGGUGCGCCGACUUCACGAGCACCGUGGGUUAUGAUGUCCUCGUCGCCCGACUCACGGAUGGCCGCAAAAUGUGCAAAGACGUGGAGGAUCUCAUCAAAAGCAGAGCAAACCUGGAGGAUCGCUACGGAAAGGAUCUCAUUCAUCUGGCCCGGAAAGCUGGUGGGCACACAGAGCUUAAUGCUCUGCGAAAGUCCUUUGACACCAUGAAACAACAGCUGGAGUGGCUGGGCUCAGCGCACAUGCAGCUGGCGACCAGUCUGCGCGACGAGGCGCGCAGGCUGGAGGAGUUCCGCGAGAAGCAACGCGAGCAGCGCAAGAAGGUGGAGUCUGCGAUGGACAAACUGCACAAGCAACGGGCCACGCUGCACAAGAAGACCCUGGAUGCGAAGCGCGGCUACGAGCAGCGGUGCCGCGAAGCGGACGAGGCGGAGAGCGCCGCGCACAACAAGAACGCCGCCUGCGCGACCCCGCGGCAGCAGGAGAAGGUGAAGGCGAAGGGUCUUCAGACGCGGGAGGCAGCGCACGAGGCUGACAGGCAGUACCAGCAGCUUGUGGACAACCUGGAGGCCUUGCGGAGAGACUGGGAGAGUGAGCACGUGAACGCAUGCGAGGGCUUUGAGCAGCAGGAGUUUCAGAGGGUCAAUGUCCUGCGCAACUCCAUGUGGAUCCACACCAACCAGCUGUCCCAGCAGUGCGUGCAGGACGACGAGAUUUACGAAGGCGUGAGAAAAGUCCUGGAGCAGUGUGACCUCCAGGCUGAGAUCGACUAUUUUGUCCAGCUCAAGCAGACGGGCUCCGAUCGCCCGGCUCCCAUCGUGUAUGAGAACUAUUACAUGAAGAUCAGGGAUAACAGCAUGUUCGCUCUGGACACGUGCAGUCAAGGCACCCCCAACGCGAAACGCAGGAACUCUCCUAUUGCCAUGAACUCUCCGAAAGAAAAACACAAGAGUACGCUCCAUAAAGGAACCAGGGACAUUGAGUGUGGUGGAGGGCGAUCAGGUCCUGGUGCUGAGCGGUGGCGCCGAUGCCGGGUGGGUGAUGGCGGAGAAGUGCGGCCAAAGAGGGCACGUUCCUGCUUCCUACCUGGAGGCCAUUUGACCAGGCAUUCAUCAUCAUCAUCAUCACGAUCCAUGGGCAGAUCGCCCAGUAGGUGUCCAUUUGUUUCCACUUUCCUCUUCGUUUUGUGCCAAUCUGCUCAAGUGGUGCACGUAUUGUUUUCAUCAAGCCGUUCUCUGUUAGGUCUUCCUCUCUUUCCGGUUCCUUCCAUUUUUCCGAACAACACACUUUCAAUCUUCCUGUUGUUCAUCCUAUACGUGUCCAAAUAGUGGCAGUUUCCUUCUUAUCACUGCCUGCAUCAGGUAUUCUUCUGAGCAACCGUUUUUCUACUUCUACGUCGGUCACCCUUUGGGUCCAGUUUAGAUGCAGUAUACAUCUAGAGCAAUACAUUUUGCAUUGGAUUCCUUUCGUCUUUUUUCUCCACGGCCGAAGUAUCGGCACCAUUUUGCCCAACCCUCCUCCAUUUGCUCCAGUUGUGGAACUGGCUCAGGUAUCCACUGGAUUGUGAACUCCCGAGGUGGAGUUGACCUGGCAUUACUCGAGACGUAUACUUCAUUUGCGCAACACCUACAUUUGCUGCGUUGAUAUCCUGUAUUUUAUUUCCCUUUGUUUUUAUAUGAUUUUUAUUUGCUUGGCUUCUAUGGCGCAACUUUAAAAAAUUGUCAAGGUUACCCAGCAAAUUACUCAAUUUGGAGUACGUAUACAUAAUAAUUAUUUGCUCACUACUCUGAAACUCAGCAGGACCCUCCUGAAAAAGAGACACGAGACGCAGCGGGGCUUUCCUGGGUAAACCAGUGUAAUCAUAACAAAACGCUCUUGUUGCUUUUUAAACCUUCGUAAGUGCCAGUCAUUACACCCGUAUCAGCUCGCCCUCAAUUGAUCGAAUGGCAGUGUCAAAGCAAAUACGGUUGAAAAGUCUGUGUUUAUUAACGUCACAGAGAGCCAUUUUAUCUACCAACAUAUCAAGAAUGACACCGUGCAGAACGAGAGAAGAGGGAUUAAUCGAGAAUUUAAAAUAAAAUAUGACCAUGCAGAAAUCAGUGGUGGAUUCUAGCCAGAAAUCAGUGAUGGAUCAUUCCCAGAGAAAAUAAAAACGCUAUUUUAUUGUCAAGAAUGUCAAUAAUGUAGUGGCCAUAUUUAAAUGCUUGAAAUUGUGUGCCCUUCCACCCUGCUUAGGAAUUUUUAGAUCUGCCUCUUGCAGUAAUAUGCCUGCUGCUUCUGUAACCUGCCCAUGGCUUCAGACAAACACGCACACACGCAGUUUCGGGGACGAAGAGAUACACUCCCAAGAUUCCAGGGCAGCAGAAUAGUUGGUUAAGCUAAGGACACUGUCCGCAGCUGAAAUUUGCAGGCUGACGGAAACUGGGCCACGUUCGAGAAAUUAACAAUAUCGUUAGACUUCCAUUUGUUAUAUUCGUGAAAUGUAUUUUUUAUGAUUUUGCAUGCACGCAAGCCAUCGCAGUAGCUUAUCUUGUAUUGCCUUGUUGCAAUGUCUUGGA
Lethenteron reissneri (Far Eastern brook lamprey) is the source of this 2773-nucleotide messenger RNA. RefSeq names its product proline-serine-threonine phosphatase interacting protein 1 (gene PSTPIP1). NCBI's taxonomy places the organism in Eukaryota, Metazoa, Chordata, Hyperoartia, Petromyzontiformes, Petromyzontidae. Gene Ontology annotation, biological process: actin filament polymerization. Gene Ontology annotation, cellular component: cytoplasm; actin filament; plasma membrane. The record is from RefSeq and is a predicted model, not a curated record. Gene Ontology annotation, molecular function: actin filament binding.